GAGGGGCAAUAACGCAGUGCAUCAAACCGUACCUGAUCUAGCCUCGGCCCUCGGCACGAACUUUUCGAAUAAAUGUUAACGAUACGCCACAUGUACCAUGGUUUUAUUAAUUUUAAUAGUUAUUUGUAUAAAUUUUGCUCACAAGGCAGUAAUUAAAAGUUUCCUUUUUUGAGAACGGUUGUUUCCUUUUAUUACAGAAGUUUGUGACCAUGGAUGCUAAAUUUGGCAGGCAAAACAAACGUUUUCUGUUCUGCUGGAAAAAGUUCUUUCGCAAAAUGACAACUGUGUCUGACUGCCCUAAGUACUACGUCAAUCCGUUAGAAGUCAACGGAGUUGACUUGAACGAGGAUGGUCAGCCAUAUAGUCAGUGGUCAGACCUUCCAAACCUUAUUCUAGAACAAGUUUUCACUUAUCUAGACAUAAAAGAGCGAUACGCAGCUUCACAAGUAUGUCGUAAUUGGUAUAUAGGAGCUUUUUAUCUCCCAAAUACAUGGUCAACAUUUUUAGUAACUGAUACAACACUAACAAGACGGAGGUACAACUACUUUUUAGGAUGGCAGCAAGUAUUAGACAAUACACGAGUACCAUUCUGUUUACAAAAAAUUGGAGGCUACAUAAGAACUCUUAUUUUUGAUCGGAUGAUUCAAUUCCAGAAUCUGUAUGACUUCAUGAAUAAAUUUACUGAAUUUAAUGAAGCAUUUGGAUCUAAACUGCAUACCUUACGCUUCAACUUUUGUUGUGAUAUGGAUAUGGAAGAGAGAGAAAGACAACGUGUCUAUGGAACUGGAGGUAGCCAUUCACUAACAAUA
This is a messenger RNA of Frankliniella occidentalis (western flower thrips), 809 nucleotides long. RefSeq lists its product as uncharacterized. Gene Ontology annotation, molecular function: protein binding. The annotation marks the transcript as partial. The transcript has 4 exons. NCBI's taxonomy places the organism in Eukaryota, Metazoa, Arthropoda, Insecta, Thysanoptera, Thripidae. The record is from RefSeq and is a predicted model, not a curated record.